CCGCCCUCGUUAUGCCAGCGGCGUGGCCGCGCGGCCAUGCCGAACCGGAAAACAGACACGUGCUUUCAUAUCCAUGCAAUUUUUCACGUGCUCACAUGGCUUUGACUGACAUGUGUUUUGCCGACGAAAUUGCGCGUAUUUGCUACGCGAGGUACCAAACUUUGCCCAAGAGUGGGAAACCAAACAGUAAAAAAGAAUGGACAUUGUUGUCUGGUGUAAUUGUUGAAGAUCUUUCAACUAAGAGCAUCCAUGUCGCAUCGCUGGCUACCGGCACCAAGUGCCUCCCGACGAUGCUGCUGAACUCGCAAGGAGAUCAAGUAGCAGAUAGCCAUGCUGAGGUGUUAACCAGAAGGUGUUUCCUAAGGUAUAUUUACCAGGAACUUCUGAAGUUGGCAAAGGGACAGCAGUCGGUCACAUUUCUACGGGAGGAUUCUAACGAGUUCAUGGCCAAGUUGAGGCCAGAAAUUCGACUUCAUCUUUUCACAAGUCACACACCUUGUGGAGAUGCUUCCAUUUUUCCAAAGGCUGGAGACAGUCGGUUAGGCUCGGAAAGUGAAUGCUCCGAAAACGAAGGUCCUAGCCCGAAGAGAAGGAAACUAGACAACUACAGGGAAGAGAAUGUCCCAUGCAACAGUGAUAUCUACAGAACUGGAGCCAAGUGUGUACAGGAUGGUCCACAGGAUGUCAAAGGCCCUGGAGAAGAAUACCACGUUUUAGGUGUCUUGAGGACAAAGCCUGGACGAGGUUCUGUCUCCCUCUCAAUGUCGUGUAGCGACAAAAUUGCUCGAUGGCAACAUUGUGGCCUCCAGGGUGCCCUCUUGUCUCAUUUCAUAGCACAGCCUUUACGUUUUACGUCUAUUGUUGUUGGAGGGUGUCCAUACUCUGAGCAAGCAAUGAGAAGAGCGUUAAGUGAACGACUUCCAGUUAACUCGGAACAACAUCCCUUGACCUUCUACCAAAGCAAAGUCAUCUUUGUACAUUCUCGUCUCAAUGUAGACAGUACUCAGGCUCAUUGCUGCAAUUCCAGCAUUCUGUGGAGUGAUGUUGCUGAGCAGCCCUUUUCUGUUGGAGUGAAUGGGUAUCGCCAAGGGGUUACUAAAAAGAAUCUGGGCAAUCCUGUUGCAAGAUUGCCUACAUGUAGGAAGGAAUUAUUUAAUCUGUUCCUGCAAUUACAACGAGAGGCUACAGCCAUUAAACUUCCAUCAACACUUACAAGUGGAAACUUGCGGACCUAUUUGGAUUACAAGAAAGCAAGUGUCCACCAUCAGGCACGUUGGAAGAACUUUACCGAAACCCUCCCUGGGUGGACUGUGAAGCCUCAGGAAUUGCAGAGUUUUUCUGGAGAUACCUCGGAAACAACAAGAUGAAAUAAUAAAGUCAUACGCAGCAUUGUAA
Molecule: messenger RNA, 1395 nt
Organism: Ornithodoros turicata
Lineage: Eukaryota; Metazoa; Arthropoda; Arachnida; Ixodida; Argasidae
Gene: Adat1
Product: tRNA-specific adenosine deaminase 1-like
Exons: 10
Coding region: 12-1367 (451 amino acids)
Biological process (GO): tRNA processing
Molecular function (GO): RNA binding; tRNA-specific adenosine deaminase activity
Source: RefSeq, a predicted model, not a curated record